AUGGGCCUGAACAAACUUACUCUUUUGACAAGUUCGGUCAAGCUUGGGAGAAAUUUGUUCUCUGCACGAGUCGCGAAAACUGGAGAUUGUGUGCAUCGCUUUCAGUCGCGGCGCUACGUUAGAUCCAGUGCGAGGAGUUUGGCAUAUGCAAAAGAUCUGUUCCUGGGCAAAGUUAACAAGGCUGAAGUUUUUCCCUACCCAGAAAUCAGCAAUGAAGAAUUAGAGGAGAUGAACCAACUUGUACAGCCUGUGGAGAAGUUUUUCAGUGAAGAUGUUGAUUCUAAGAAGAUCGAUCAUGAGGCCGUAAUUCCUCCUGAGACUUUAAAUGGGCUGAAGGAACUAGGGCUGUUUGGGAUCCAGAUACCUGAAGAAUAUGGUGGUCUGGGCCUCUCAAACACCAUGUAUGCCAGGUUAGGGGAGAUCACUUCUUUAGAUGCGGCGAUUGCGGUCACACUUGCAGCACAUCAAGCCAUUGGCCUGAAGGGAAUUUUGAUUGCUGGAAAUGAGGCUCAGAAAGCAAAAUACCUUCCCAAACUAGCAACAGGAGAGCAUAUUGCAGCUUUCUGCCUCACUGAACCUGGAAGCGGCAGUGAUGCUGCAUCUAUACAGACACGGGCCACGCUGACAGAGGAUGGGAAGCACUUCUUGCUCAAUGGCACAAAGUUUUGGAUUUCUAAUGGAGGAUGGGCAGACAUCAUGACCGUGUUUGCCAGGACAGAAGUUGUUGACAAAGAUGGUCAAAAGAAAGAUAAGAUCACAGCUUUCAUUGUAGAGAGGGCGUUCGGUGGCAUCACCAGUGGCAAACCUGAAGACAAACUAGGCAUCAGAGGAUCAAACACUUGUGAGUUGUCAUUUGAAGACACCAAGGUGCCAAUCGAGAAUGUAAUUGGAGAAGUCGGUGGUGGUUUUAAGGUCGCUAUGAACAUCCUGAAUAAUGGGCGCUUCAGCAUGGGCAGUGCAGGUGCAGGGAUGAUCAAGAAGCUCAUUGAGUUGACAUCAGAAUAUGCAGGCACAAGAAAACAAUUCAACAGGAGCCUUUCUGAGUUUGGAAUGAUUCAGGAUAAGUUUGCUACCAUGGCUCUAAAUGCGUUUGUGAUGGAGAGCAUGGCUUACCUCACUGCUGGGAUGAUGGACCGUCCUGGAGUCCCAGACUGUUCUCUGGAGGCCGCUAUGGUCAAGGUCUUUAGCUCUGAGGGCAGCUGGAUCUGUGUAAGUGAAGCCCUGCAGGUUUUAGGAGGCCUGGGCUUCACCAAGAACUACCCCUACGAGCGCUACCUCAGGGACUGCCGCAUCCUCCAGAUAUUUGAGGGUACUAAUGAGAUUUUGAGGAUGUACAUUGCACUUACAGGAAUGCAGUAUGCCGGAAAAAUACUAACAGGAAAAAUAAAGGAGAUGAAGAAGGGAAAUGUGGGGGUGGUGUUUGAGAUUCUGGGAAAGAAAUUGAAGGACUCAGUGGGGAGGACGGUGGACUUUGGACUGACCGGCAAAGAUGGCGUUGUACACCCUAGUCUGACGGAGAGCGCCAAAAUGUUUGAGCAGAACGCUGCAGUCUUCGGCUCUACUGUGGAAAACUUACUGUACCGAUAUGGAAAGACAAUCGUUGAGGAGCAGCUUGUGCUGAAGAAAGUUGCAGAUGUAUUAAUUAACCUCUACGCCAUGACAGCCGUCCUGUCCCGCACCAGUCGCUCCAUCAGCAUCGGCCUGCGCAAUCAUGACCAUGAGGUGCUGCUCACCAACACUUUCUGCAAGGAUGCUCAUUUCAAGAACAACUUCUUGUUGACUCAGCUUCAAAAAAAUUCCCCGGAGAACAACGAUGCCAACAUAAAGAAGAUCGCCCAGGAGGUCUUAGCCAAGAGGGCGUAUGUCUGCUCACAUCCCCUGGACAGGACCUUCUGAAAUGGCUCUCGUUGUCCGACAGGCUUCCCACAACCCUGCGUCUCAGUUUAACCCCAAAGAAGUGCAGUAAUGAUUGAGCCUCACUUUAUAAUGUUUUAGUUCUUUUUAUGUCGGUUUUCCAUGACAUACUGCCACAAGUGCUUCUUAAUAUUGGUUGAAGGACAUAAAAUCAAAAUCUUGUUGAAGUAAUACCUUUAGUGCACAUGUAAGGUGAUGUCUUUGUUGGUUCUCAUCUCUAUGAUGUUUCUGCUGUGUUUGAAGUGGGCACUUUUCAUUGGCGUCUGUGGGCCUUCAGCAGGUUUCUGGGAGGAGGAGUGUAUGCUUGGCUCUUCAUCCAUGAACGGUAAAGCAAUUCGCUUGUGCAGGAUUGAAUGUGGCCUCCAGUAAUCUCUGUUAAAAAAAUCUAAUUGUUAGUGUCAAAGCAGUUUCGUUGUUUGUUUUUUCUCAUUUAUGCGCUCCUGAGUUUAUAUUUGGUACUCUGAAUGGUUCACGUUCCUUUCCAAGUUGUGGUAUAUUAAUUUAAACCAGUACAAAUGAAAGCACAGGGAUUAUUUCUAACCGGAAAUGGAAUUUGCUGUACUGGGAUGAGAAUCUUGGAAUUGCGUUUUUGUCCCAGCUCAGGCUGUGGUUUUGAAAGGGUCCCGGAGCAAAUGGAACAUUGGCCUCCUUCUCUGCUGAGCUGGUCGUUUCAGAAGACUGGACCACAGAAAUAACGGGAAUGGGCUGAAGAAAAAAAACAGGGAUUAGAUCUCGAAUAGCAAACUGUUUUAAAGUAUACUGAAAUAUGUUUGUUGAGAGUUUAUCAAGAAAAUAUGUACAUCAGUAUCAAUAUUAACUUAUCUAACAAUAAAACUUGCAUAAUUUUAAAAAUGA
Messenger RNA from Pimephales promelas (fathead minnow), 2769 nucleotides. It is a transcript of the gene acad9, whose product is annotated as acyl-CoA dehydrogenase family, member 9. Gene Ontology annotation, molecular function: acyl-CoA dehydrogenase activity; flavin adenine dinucleotide binding. The record is from RefSeq and is a predicted model, not a curated record. Lineage: Eukaryota; Metazoa; Chordata; Actinopteri; Cypriniformes; Leuciscidae.